CCAGGGGCGGGUACUGAGGCUAUAUAAAGGAGCACGGCGGGGUCUUAGCUCUCUCCUCGGACAGCGGAAGGGUGGGUCUGGGGAGCCGCCCCUGGAGCCGGAGCUGUCGUGUCCCCGGCCUCUUAAAUUUCCCGUUGCAAACAAUAAAGGCCUUUCCUACCGUAGUAGGUGUGUGUCUGCGUUUUUUCCGAGGUUGUCUUAGGGAGGCUGCACGCGUUAUCCCACAAAGCGGAAUUGCAGCUUUUCUCUUGGACCUCAGGCUCCUGCGGGAGUGCGGGCGACAUUUCGCAGAAGGUUCUCUGGCCGACCUUGCCGGGAUCUCCAGAUGGCCGCGCUGCGCGCAACGCUCCACGUGGCGACCCUGGCGGCCGGGGCGCGCCGCGCUUUGUUGGGCUCUCUGGCUGGUAGCUGCCUGGCCGACCGUCGCCUCUGGGAUAAGCUCCAUGGCGGUUUCCGAAUCGGCAGCGUCCCCACGUUCGACUGGUUCUUUGGGUAUGAGGAAGCCCAGGGGUUCCUUCUGCCGCUGCUUCAGGAGGCUCGGGCUGCCUAUCCAUUCCGGGUGUUGGACGUGGGCUGUGGGACCUCCAGCUUGUGUACAGGCCUCUACACCAAGUGUCCACAUCCCGUCGAUGUGCUGGGGGUGGACUUCUCUCCUGUGGCGGUGGACCACAUGAACAGCCUCCUGGAAGGUGGCCACGGCCAAACACCCCUGUAUCCUGGGCACCCUACCUCUCGACUGCAGUUCAUUCAGGCUGAUGCCCAGAACCUGGGCCCAGUGGCUUCCUCCGGCUCUUUCCAGCUAGUUCUGGAUAAGGGCACCUGGGAUGCUGUUGCCCGCGGUGGUCUGCCUGGGGCUUACCAGCUUCUGUCAGAAUGCCUAAGGGUCCUAAGCCCCCAGGGGACCCUGAUUCAGUUUUCAGAUGAGGACCCUGAUGUGCGGCUGCCCUGCCUGGAGCAAGGGUCCCAAGGCUGGACUGUGACUGUGCAGGAGCUAGGCCCUUUCCGGGGCAUCCCCUACUUUGCUUACUUGGUUCAAGGUUCUCGUUAAAGACUUUACUUCUGACUCUAAUUUUUCCGUUGGGUGAGGAGAGAGGUGGAUAGGAUUUUUUUUUUUUCAUCCUUUGUAUGACAGCUGGGAAGCAAGGAUUUGAGGCCUGGCCUCCAUGUUUACUAGCCAUGUGCACAUAUUCUGGAUGUUUCUGUGCCCCAGUUUACACCUCUGCAAGGCAGGAAUAAUAGGUGGAGUUGGGAUUACAUACAAUGUUAGGUGAAACAUUGAGUACUCAGCAAUGCCAGGCACAAGAUGUGUGCUAAAUAGAGAAGGCGCAACGGACCAUUCUCUAACCCCAACUAACUGCAGUUCCUAAGGACACAUACAGGAGUUUGUUUUUGUUUUUUAAACUGUUUUGUUUUCAAUCUAAAUCCCAGCACUGACAGACUCGGGUGAGCCAGCGGCCUAAUCUCCAAGCCUCACCACCCUCAGCCUGUGAAAGGGGGAGAUUUACAGGACAGCGAGGAGGGCCUCGUAACAAGCUUCACUGAAAUGUUAAGGGAGAGAGAACAGAUACUUACCCUCAAAGCUCCUGGGAGGCAGGAGAU
Messenger RNA from Hyaena hyaena (striped hyena), 1599 nucleotides. It is a transcript of the gene CSKMT, whose product is annotated as citrate synthase lysine methyltransferase. The coding region runs from base 326 to 1048 and encodes 240 amino acids. NCBI's taxonomy places the organism in Eukaryota, Metazoa, Chordata, Mammalia, Carnivora, Hyaenidae. Gene Ontology annotation, molecular function: S-adenosylmethionine-dependent methyltransferase activity. The record is from RefSeq and is a predicted model, not a curated record. The transcript is spliced from 3 exons.